AUGGUGGAGCUCCCGCCGACGCUAGCAUCGCUGCUUCGUGACCCAGCACCGGGCUUCUUUGUUCCUGGGCACCUAAUGCCCUGGGCUUUGAUUCAUAGGGAAACAAACGACAAGAUACUAAAGGAGCAAAGUCGAGAGGAGUCAAGAACUCAUAAAGCGUCCGCGAAGGGAAGGCUACGCCGUUGUGUGGACACAAUCCAUAAUAGAAGGGGAGCAGAGAAUAUAUCGGGAGUGCGAAUCGGUAGACACGGGGUGGUCUCAGCUCGUAUGUUAGAAGCUCAGAGCCUCCCAGCACCCGCAGGCCAAACAGAAACAGCAGAUGUCCCAAAAGAGCAAGAACCAACUCAAGGCGCGCGAGUCCAAAACUGCAAGGCACCCACCCGCAUCAACCAGCCCACGCCUCAUGGCCAAAAUCCCGGGUUGCUGCAGCCAACAGUAACCGCCUGCCGUCAGGCGAUAACCGGCCCGUCUUACAUACUACAAACCGCGUGCAAAAUGCAAAACACCUGCUUCUUCAUCUUGGCUGGACGGCGACCUGCUGCCGAAGCACCUGUUCCACCGUUCUAG
Molecule: messenger RNA, 567 nt
Organism: Ilyonectria robusta
Lineage: Eukaryota; Fungi; Ascomycota; Sordariomycetes; Hypocreales; Nectriaceae
Exons: 2
Coding region: 1-567 (188 amino acids)
Source: RefSeq, a predicted model, not a curated record